This is a messenger RNA of Cucurbita pepo subsp. pepo (vegetable marrow), 1491 nucleotides long. The record is from RefSeq and is a predicted model, not a curated record. NCBI's taxonomy places the organism in Eukaryota, Viridiplantae, Streptophyta, Magnoliopsida, Cucurbitales, Cucurbitaceae.
CAUUCUUGUUUAUUGCUUUAGGACGAUGCAAGCUGCAAAGGUUUCUGCUAAAUUGACUCGACGGGGUUUGUCUUGGCGCCAUGGAUAUAAUCCAACCAUGAGAAUUUCCAGCCGGUUUCUUAGUUCAUCUUCGGCUUCGCAUGUAGGCGUCACCUCUACUAACGGUCUCGGCAUACAAGGAGAAGUUGAUAAUUGCUGUCAACAAGAUGGAGGAGAUGCAGUUCUUUCAAGAGAAAAUAAGAGGAGAUUGUCCCAGUAUUUACGCCAUAUUCCGCAGUUUGUGAAGAUUGUUGAAGUCGGUCCAAGAGAUGGACUACAAAAUGAAAAGCACAUUGUACCAACUGCUGUUAAGGUUGAAUUAAUAAAGAUGCUAGUCUCUUCUGGGUUGCGUAUUGUUGAAGCCACGAGUUUUGUUUCUCCUAAAUGGGUACCUCAGUUAGCAGAUGCAAACGAUGUUAUGGAGGGAAUUCGAAAUGUUGAAGGUGCUCGAUUUCCUGUGUUGACCCCAAAUAUUAAGGGUUUUGAAGCGGCUGUUGCAGCUGGAGCAAAGGAAGUAGCUAUCUUUGCUUCAGCAUCCGAAUCCUUCUCAAAGUCAAAUAUCAAUUGCAGCAUAGAAGAAAGUCUCCGUCGUUACCGUGAAGUUGCUGUUGCUGCAAGAAAGCACUCACUUCCAGUUCGCGGAUAUGUAUCAUGUGUUGUGGGCUGUCCCAUUGAAGGAAUGGUGCCCCCAUCAAAUGUAGCAUACGUUGCUAAGGAGCUUUACAGUAUGGGAUGCUCUGAAAUAUCCCUUGGCGAUACAAUUGGUGUUGGUACUCCAGGAACUGUGAUUCCAAUGCUUGAAUCUGUAGUUGAUGUUGUUCCAAUUGAAAAUCUUGCUGUUCAUUUCCAUGACACUUAUGGGCAAGCUCUGUCCAAUAUCCUGCUCUCACUCCAGAUGGGGAUUGGCACGGUGGAUUGUUCGGUUUCUGGCCUAGGGGGUUGCCCAUAUGCUAAAGGUGCUUCUGGAAACGUUGCAACUGAAGAUGUUGUGUAUAUGCUGAAUGGAAUUGGAGUGAAGACCAACGUAGAUCUUGAAAAGCUCAUGUUGGCUGGAGAUUUCAUCUCCAAGCACCUGGGGCGUCCUUCCGCUUCAAAAGUAGCAAUUGCAUUGCAGAAAGUUGCCUCCAAGCCCAAUAAAUGCACAGCUACUGCAUCCAAAUUAUGAGGUGAAAUCAACAUUUCCUCUUCAUCUUAUCAAGGGCAAUGUCUGUGAAGAAAACUCUUGCUUUCAAUACUUAGUAGCAUUGUGAAUGCAGAGAAUGAAGCGUCGAAGAGAUGCACGGUCUCGAUGGCAGAUGGGCAUAUGAAGAAAUAAUGGAGCACGGUCUCGUUAGUGUAUUGAUGAAAACCAUUUAUCUACACCGAUCACCACCUUCUUUCAUUAACUUUCUCAUGUUUCAAUCUACCGCUUAACAUUUCUCUAUUUUUUUUUUAACAUUCUCUUUAAUCCUC